UUGCAACUAGACUGGUUAUUCGUUCCUGCUCGUUGCCGAACAGUCGUUCCACGCUGGCAACGUAAAGCGGAAGUUACGCUACGCAAAAGUAGUGCGAAAAUCAAUCGUAGCGCAGAAAAAUGCGCUAAAGUGAUUUACUUGGUAAUUAUCCAAGGUCUACCAGGAUAGAAAGAGCAGUGAUACAUAUUUGCAUAUCUAUCGUCGGGAUAAUAUUUGCGCAACAAUGGGUGGUCCGCUGUCUGAGGUAAGUAACGAUGAUAUGGAGGAGUUGUCAUUGUAUGAUCCUGCCCUUCUGCUGAGCCUAGACUUCUUUCGUUCACCGGCCAAAUUCAAUCCUCGCAUUUCCGCCGCGGUACCGGGUGAGACUUGGUUAAAAGUUAGACCUCUCCAGUCGGGCGACUUUCACCGUGGAUUCUUACAAAUUUUAUCUCAGCUAACGAAAGUUGGUGAUGUUUCGCUGACACAAUUCCUCAAUCGUUUUGCCCAAAUGCGUGCAAGUGGUGACUACUAUGUAACUGUGAUUGUCGAUACGCGUUACGAUAAAAUCAUUGGCAGUGCUACUUUGGUAUUGGAACGCAAAUUUAUUCAUGGUUGUGCAACCAGAGGCAGACUCGAAGAUGUGGUCGUCGACGAUACAUAUCGUGGAAAGCAGCUCGGCAAAUUAAUUGUUGUCACCGUAAAUCUGCUAGCGGAGCAUUUGGGUUGUUACAAAAUGUCGCUGGAUUGCAAGGAUAAGCUGAUUUCUUUCUACAAAUCGAUUGGCUAUACCCUUGAACCGGGUAAUGCUAAUACGAUGAACAUUCGAUACGAGUCUGCAAACGAUAAAAACAUUAACUGCAACGUUACAGGCAGCAAACCGGAAAAUACUGAGCCUUCAUGACAAUUAGCCACCAGUGCUGCUACUCUUAGUAAAUCCAAGCUCUAGACUGCAGGUCGAAUCAGAGGGUAUGAUGCUAUUCGCUGAACAUAGUUACGCGGCUUCCUCAAUGCCCUUCUCCAUGAUCGACCAUCUGCCUAGCUUAUGCCACGCAAAAUCACAUUGGCUUUCGUUUUGCAAUUGGAUUUACUUUUUUGUCGGAGAUUCUUAUGUUCUGUAAGCUGUUGCAUAUUGCUAUAGCAAUAACUGUUUCAGACACAUAUAUCCCCGUGGCAGCAUCUGGUACAUAAGAUGUUUUUCAUUGCACUGUUUUAAAAUUCUUAGUAUUAAUCAUUUAUCUAUCUUUUUAUAUAUUUUGCAUUUGGUGGUUGUGCUUGUGUUCAAAUAAUGGGAAAUA
Molecule: messenger RNA, 1274 nt
Organism: Anopheles moucheti
Lineage: Eukaryota; Metazoa; Arthropoda; Insecta; Diptera; Culicidae
Gene: Gnpnat
Product: probable glucosamine 6-phosphate N-acetyltransferase
Exons: 4
Coding region: 224-880 (218 amino acids)
Biological process (GO): UDP-N-acetylglucosamine biosynthetic process
Cellular component (GO): endoplasmic reticulum; Golgi apparatus; endoplasmic reticulum-Golgi intermediate compartment
Molecular function (GO): glucosamine 6-phosphate N-acetyltransferase activity; monosaccharide binding
Source: RefSeq, a predicted model, not a curated record